UUUUUACCUUCCCGCUGGAGUUACGAAACUGUGUGACUGUGGGGCUGUAUAUAAGGCUCUCAGGCACAGCAUUCCUGGGUUUAUUACAUCUGGGAGCAGCUGGAUUUUCUUUUUUCUAGAGCUGGUCGUGCACUAAAAGAUGGACCUUAAAAUAUUCGGGCUCUUUAUUGCCCUGUUCUGCCUCAGUUCGGCAGAGAGGGACUGCCGUGUCAGCACCUUCAAAACCAUGGAAACUUUUGACAGACAACGGUAUGCUGGAACCUGGUAUGCAGUAGCUAAGAAGGACCCAGAAGGACUUUUCCUUUAUGAUGACAUUGUGGCCCACUUCUCUAUUGAUGAGGAGGGGAAAAUGACAGCAACAGCCAGAGGAAGAGUAUUUUUAAUGGGCACUAUUGAAGUAUGCGCUGAUAUGGUGGGACUCUUCCAGGACACAGAUGACCCUGCCAAAUUCGUUAUGAAGUACUACGGACUGGCAUCCUAUCUUGAAAAAGGAGUUGAUAAUCACUGGGUCGUAGACACAGAUUACGAUAACUAUGCCAUCGUCUACUCGUGUCGCGAGAUGGGUGACAACGGAGAUUGUUUGGAUGAUUACUCCUUUAUCUUCUCUCGAAAUCAAAAUGGACUUACUCCAGAGGCACAGAGAAAUGUCAGAAGAAAGCAGUCUGAAUUGUGCUUGGACAGAAAAUACAGAAUUGUCCCUCAAAAUGGUGUCUGCAAUCAGAUCUAUUGAUUUCCCAUCUACAAGAAGAAAGUCACUAAAACAUCUUAUUAUGAAACUUUAAUAGGCCUUGGAUCGGAGGCACCCAAUGGAUGAUUUAUAGCACCAAUGUACAUAUUUUAUACAAGGAUUAAUUGUAUAAUGUUUAUAGCACUUCAGAAAGCAAUCUGUGGGCACCUUUCAUUAUGUUUAUGAUUUAGGUUUCCAUUUAUGAAGCAAUAAAUAUACACAUACAUUCUAAAA
Molecule: messenger RNA, 961 nt
Organism: Rana temporaria (common frog)
Lineage: Eukaryota; Metazoa; Chordata; Amphibia; Anura; Ranidae
Gene: RBP4
Product: retinol binding protein 4
Exons: 6
Coding region: 140-730 (196 amino acids)
Biological process (GO): retinol transport
Molecular function (GO): retinol binding; retinol transmembrane transporter activity
Source: RefSeq, a predicted model, not a curated record